CUCUGCCAUGUCGUGCCCGGGCAUCUCGUCGAUGGGGCCCAGCAGCAGCGGUGGCGGAGGCUUCGGCGGGGCGCCGCCGCGAGCCCCGCUCCUUAUCCGUAGUGGGACCGCGUAGCGCGUUCGGACAUGAAUAGCGCUGCCGUGAUCGGCCGGCAACUGCGGCAACACCAGACGACAGCAGGCCGAACCUCAGGACCGCUGGUGCCGCCGUCCCCGCACAAGGGGCGGCCGCGAACGCCGUCCCAUCAGCCCCACCAACUGCCAUCCCCGCCGCCGUCAGCUUCGGCGACCUUUCAUCAGCAGCAGCUACAGCCGCCGCCGCCCCACCAGCAGCAAAAGGACCCAAACAAGCAGCAGCAGAAGAAAAAAGGUUUGGAUAAGAUGAAGAGUUGCAUCUCGUUCCGGUGCAUCUGGCUGUGUUUCAAGGCAUUAAGUGGUGGCGUCCUCCUGAUUGCCAUCGGCGUCGGCAUGACCGUCUUCGGCUUUUACGCCGAUCAUUUCGCCGUCCAAGAGCACCUCGAUGAGGACACUAACAAGACUGUGAGCGUGGUCAACGAGCACCUCAAGCUGCACAUCCACAAUCUCACGUAUGUGGGGCCUGUGUUCAUGGGCCUCGGGGGCAUGCUCAUCGUGGCCGCCUGCGUUCUCACUUUCGAUGGAAAUGAGGACGAUCCAAAGGGCCCCAGGAACAGGAGGCCUUCCGACGCCGAAGGCACAGAGCAUCUGAUCACCGAUGCUACUAAGGCGGAACGGUGCAACGGGCCAGUAAGCCCUUUCCUAAAUCUGGACGCUCCUCCCGCCAGUAUUCCGGAUAAAGGCGGGGGUGGUCAGGAAGUGGUGACAGUCGCUGAGGUUGUUCGAAAUCCAAUCAUUCCGAACGGUCCGAGCAGGUCCAGACCACAACUGCCUCUACCGGUCUCACGAAACGACGCUGUCUCGCCUGCCGAGGCACAGCCCCUGUCUUCGUCCAGUCUCAACUCGCCGCCACCUCGAGUGGCCAUACGCCAGAAGAGGAAGAACAGCCGCCAUUUCUUGAGUCCCCUCUUCGACGAGUUUGUGCCCUCCCCGCAGGACAUUCAGAUUCUGGACCCGGAUGGCUGCACCCCGGACGCCGCUUGCGCCCUCGAGAUGGACGUUUUCAACCGAACCACUAAGUGCCCACCGCGACUCCAGCUGGAACCCCGGUACCUGGCGUCCAUUGAGAGUGACGGACUCUCGGACAGUGACACGGCGGAGUCCGAAUUCACCCUCAGCAGCAGCGUCCGGGGGGGCCUCAAGGGCCGGUUCUGCUCACCCUGCGAAAUCGAAGAGCAGGAUAUCCCUUUGCUGAGCAGGUGUAGUCCCCCUUCCUCGCCAGAGUAUCCUAUGGAACCUUUGCUCAAACGGGACCGGUCCGGACUGCGCAGGUUCCAACUGAUGCGACAGGCUCCCAAUUCACGGACGCUCUUCGACGGACCCUCGUCCGAAGGGGGUUCCAGGUAGGAAAGGGAGAAAGCUGGUUCAUCCCCCCUCACUAGAGUCACGCCUUUUGGAUACAUACGCCGUGUUUUCCACUUUUUUACUCAAGUUGAGGUUCUACGCCAUAAGGGAAAAUCAAAGGAACUUCUUCGGUCAAGGAAGAAACGUCCUGUCCGCGUUUCCUGGCUGUGCAUUGUAGAAUAUGUUCAUCUCAUCAAGAGGAAGGUUGCGACAGUCCGGAUAAAGUAAAACAAAAAAUAUGAGGAGAUCUCCGUCUCUGUCCCAUUAGUUUUAUAAAUACAAACCUCGACAGACCCUGUAAGAAAAGUAGUUUUUUAAAGAAAGACUCCCCAUUCUCUCACAGUGUACAGAAAUUUGUGCAGUUUUCCUUAAAAUGCAUUUUUUAAUAUACAUAAUAUAUAUAUAUAUAUAUAUAAAGUAAAAACAUUUAGAAAGAAAACUGAUGCCUUAAUCUUGUGUGUCACUUUCGUUGGUCAAAUGUGAAAUGCUCUAAGCAAUGAUAUCAUAUCCACCAAAAGCACGCAAAUUUCAGAAAAUUAGCUUAGAUCACUGCAAUUAUUCUACAUGAUGGUAAGGCGUGUGCAGAAAUUCUUUCAGUGCCUAUUUGCUCCUCUAUUGAGAAACAUAGUUUUUAAUUUUAUAAACAUCUGUCUGAAUUAUUCUUAUUUUAGACUGUUCUUUCGAAAUAUCUAAGUUAAUGAGUGUAAGUUAAUAUUUUAAUUUUAUUCUAAGCAUAUGUAUUUUUCAGUUCUUUCUGUCAAUAUUGUUUAUUACUUUGCUAUCGUUUUUAAUUCUUUCGGAAUUCUGUGGCAGCAAUUUCUUUAUCUCUAGUUCUGAUAGAUGAUGAUUUUUAAUUCUUAUGGAAUAAAAUA
Molecule: messenger RNA, 2351 nt
Organism: Stegodyphus dumicola
Lineage: Eukaryota; Metazoa; Arthropoda; Arachnida; Araneae; Eresidae
Source: RefSeq, a predicted model, not a curated record